Molecule: messenger RNA, 1662 nt
Organism: Entamoeba nuttalli P19
Lineage: Eukaryota; Evosea; Mastigamoebida; Endamoebidae
Product: small-conductance mechanosensitive ion channel, putative
Exons: 1
Coding region: 1-1662 (553 amino acids)
Biological process (GO): monoatomic anion transport; transmembrane transport
Cellular component (GO): plasma membrane
Molecular function (GO): mechanosensitive monoatomic ion channel activity
Source: RefSeq, a predicted model, not a curated record
AUGAGAAUUUUCAUAAUUAUUAGUAAUAUUGGAUUAAUAAUUCUUGAAAUAAUUAAUAUUAUUUUAACUAUUGUAAGUAGUUUCUAUCACUUUAACUUCUUUGGAGUUGCAUUAUUCUAUUAUCCAUUAUAUUUUACAUGUACUGUCCUCAGCAUACAUAUAGUUUUUAUAUUAUUACUACUUACAAAAAAUUAUUUGUUAAGAGUAAAACAACUUCAUAGAAUCAAUACUCCUCAUCUUGCAUAUUAUUGUUGUACAUUUCUUGUUACUUCUUUUUCAUUUAUUUUGUUCAAAACUCUUUUUGGAACAGUAUGGAAACAAAUAUCUAUAGUUGUUGUCAAUAUCCAUUAUAUUCUUAUUGAUAUAUGUGUUGUUAGAAUCAUUUGUGUUGUUAUAUGUUAUCUCAUAUCAACACAUAUCAAUAUAAAUCAACUACUACCCCAACUUACUAACAACAUUAGGUGUGAAUUAGUUGUUAAUUUUUUAUUACAUAAUAACGCUCCUAACCCUGUUGAAGAACAUUAUUUAAUGAAUAAAAAAAUAGUGUGGAGAGAUAUCAUCAAUAGAAUGAUUCUUGACAAAGAAAGUUUAUUAGCAAAAAAUCAAAUCGAUGAAAGAGAGACUGAACAAAAAAGUAAACAGCUGUUUGAUAAUCUCCAUCAAUUGCAAACAUGUAUAAUCAAUGGGUAUGAAACAAAAAAUGAGUCUUUUCAAACUGAAAGAGUUCCAUUGUCUAGAGUAAAUGAAACUAUUAUGUCUUCUGACCAAAUUCUCUUUUCAGAAAUUGACCAUCACCAAAUAAAAAAAUCAAUUAUAAAGAGAUGUUUUUAUGAAGAAGAAACUAAUAAGUGGUUUGAUGAAAUGUUUAAAAAAGAUAUUAUAGAAAUAGAGGAUUGUAUUUCAGCAAUUCGAUUAGUUGAUAAAAAAAAAGAUUUAUUAAAGAGAAAAGUUCGUGAUAAAGAAACAAUCUCAAUAGCGCUUUCUCGUAUUAUUGAUGUCUUUGGAAUCCUUUUAAUUCUUAUAGUUAUUUGUUUAAUUAAUGGAGUUCCAAUUUCAUCAUAUUUAUUACCUUCCUGUACUUUCUUUCUUGGCUUUUCGUUCAUAUUUGGAAAUUAUAUGAAAAGAGUUUGGGAAAGUCUUGUUCUUGUUAUUUUCAUUCGACCAUUCGAUAUCGGUGACAGAAUUCAAGUAACUGGUUUUCCGGCAGUCAUUAUUGAUGAAGUUCAACUACUAAGUACUGUUGCUCAUAACCCAAAUGGAGAACAAUACAUUCUCCCUAAUGACUUUUUAUACAAUAGUGUUAUCACACAACUUAAACGUUCACCAUUUUAUACAAUUGAAUUAUACAUCAAUGUUGACAUAACUAUUGACUUUAAAACUAUUGAAGAAAUUCGAGUUUCAUUAGAACAAUUUGUUAAAACAGAUACAACGUUUAAGUGGAAUACAGAUAUAAUAUUUUCUCCAGUUGAUGUGACUCUUGAACAUAAAAUUAAUUUCUUACUAUGGAUUGAAGUAAAUAACAUCACUUAUAACGACCCAGGAAAGUAUCUUAAAGCUAAAAAAAUGAUUAUUGAAUUACUUACAAAUGAGUUAGUUAAAAGAAAUGUUAUAUUCACAUUACCAAAACAACGUUUAAUUGUUGACUUAAAAACUGAAAAGUAA